AUGCGAUUAUUCCUUUUUGUUUUAUACCUCAUACUAUUUAUUUCUCAUAGCCUCUCGAUGACAACCUAUUCUUGGUACACAAUGUGUCGCCUACCCACAACGCCCACCUGUGGGCGUUUGUCAGUGAACUACCAUUUCACCCGCCACUGCAACAAGAGCUGCGGAUUCUGUUUCCACACCGCCAAGACCUCCCACAUGGAGGACCUGGACAAGGCGAAAGAAGGGCUGCGGCUCCUGCGACAGGCUGGUAUGCGAAAGGUCAACUUCGCUGGCGGCGAGCCGUUUCUGUAUCCCAAGUUCCUAGGCAAAAUGUUGGAGUUUUGCAAGAACGAUCUCCGGCUCGAAUCAGUCUCGAUCGUGAGUAACGGCAGCCUCAUCAGGGAGUCGUUCCUUAGAACCCACGGCAAGCAUAUCGACAUUCUUGCCGUUUCUUGUGAUUCGUUUAAUGAGCAAACCAACAUCGAGAUUGGCCGGGGCUCUGGUGAUCAAGUACCCCAGCUCUACCGGGUCGCUUCUUGGUGUAAGAAGUACGGGAUCAAAUUCAAGAUCAACACCGUCGUCUGCCGGCCCAACUAUAUGGAAGACAUGAAUCACCAUAUCGACAAACUCCAGCCCUUCCGCUGGAAAUGCUUUCAGGUCCUGCUAGUCCCCGGUGAAAAUGACUCGGACGACACGAUCCGUGAUGCUCGCAAGUUCACCAUCACCGAUGAGGAAUUUGAUGAAUUUUGUAACGCGCAUCGCCACCAAAAAUCGUUCGUCCCAGAGUCCAACCGCCUUAUGGCCCGGUCAUACCUGAUUCUCGACGAAUAUCUGAGAUUCCUCGAUAAGGAUGGACGCAAGACGUCCGCCUCGAUCCUCAACGUUGGAGUCCAAGAGGCCCUCGACAGCGUACACUGGGACAAGGAUGCGUUUAAAGAACGAGGGGGUAUCUAUGACUGGGGGAAGAUGGCCAAGCCUUCUCAAGUCUCAGUUGACCUGUCUUGGUGA
Aspergillus pseudotamarii is the source of this 987-nucleotide messenger RNA. Its product is annotated as radical SAM domain-containing protein. The transcript has 4 exons. Gene Ontology annotation, molecular function: 4 iron, 4 sulfur cluster binding; catalytic activity. The record is from RefSeq and is a predicted model, not a curated record. NCBI's taxonomy places the organism in Eukaryota, Fungi, Ascomycota, Eurotiomycetes, Eurotiales, Aspergillaceae. Bases 1 to 987 code for a protein of 328 amino acids.